Messenger RNA from Phyllostomus discolor (pale spear-nosed bat), 2836 nucleotides. RefSeq names its product transmembrane protein 186-like. The record is from RefSeq and is a predicted model, not a curated record. Lineage: Eukaryota; Metazoa; Chordata; Mammalia; Chiroptera; Phyllostomidae. Bases 333 to 971 code for a protein of 212 amino acids. Gene Ontology annotation, cellular component: mitochondrion. The transcript has 2 exons.
GGUGCCGCCUACCUGCCGCGGGGGCCGUCAGGGUCCCGUCCACGUAGAAGAGACUCAGCACGGGGCGGGACGGAGCCAUGUCGCCAGAUCCCGUGCUGCACCUGAUGUGACCCGCUGGCACCAGGAACUCGGUCCGGAACUUCCGGGGCUCAGCCCGCUCGCUGCGGCGCACGUCGGGAGGAGGAGACUCCACGGCCACCCGGCCAGGAGCGUCAGCAACUCUCUGUGGACCACAAAUCCCAGAAUGCAACGUGCCUCACGCAGUCCCGUAAGGGGGAGGAAGCGGUUGUAGAGACCCCGCUGGCUGGCGGAAUCGGGUAGAAGGGCGGGCCAUGGCUGCUGUCCUCCGAGCUGUGAUGCGGUUGCCAGGGCCAGCUGUGUGGGGAAGGCCUCUCUACGGGUUGCAGUGCUGCAAUGGGCAGGAUUUGAGGAGGUGGGUGGGGAGUAGGUCACCCACCUUGAAAGAGAAACCACCAGGCACAGAGACAGAGAAAUUCCAGAUGAUCUACCGGUUUGACGCCAUCAGAAUCUUUAGGUACUUGUCUCGGCUGAAGGUGGCUCAAACGGCCCUGACGGUGGUGGCCCUGCCGCCUGGCUUUUACUGGUACUCCCAGGGCCUUAUGGCUUUCGACUCCCUGUGCCUUGUGGGUGGGAUAGCUGGGUUCGCCCUGGCCAUGCUGUGCUGGAUGAGCUAUUUCUUCCGGAGGCUGGUGGGUAUCCUGUAUGUGAAUGAGUCAGGCACCAUGCUGCGGGUGGCCCACCUGACCUUCUGGGGCUGGCGACAGGACACGUACUGCCCAGUGGCCGACGUGAUCCCUAUGACGGAAACCCAGGACCGGCCGCAGGAACUUUUCGUGCGGAUCCAACAGUACAGUGGGAAGCAGACCUUCUACCUCACCCUGCGCUAUGGACGCAUCGUGGACAGAGAGCGUUUCACACAGGUGUUUGGGGUGCUGGACACACUUAAGUGAACAACUGGGCACUGGGCUUCUGGGCAGCCUUGGGCCACCUGGAUCUCUGACUGAAGGCUGAAGGUGUGGACGAGGCUAAUGAAGGGGACCUGUCAGCUGGAGACUUUGCCAGGAUUCCUGGGAAACUUGCCUUUUGGGGUGAGGAAAUUCAUGAGGCUGAUGCUAGUAACCUAGUUAAGGACAGAGGCCUUAGUGCAAAUUCUUGUAUACAAUAAGAGUUCCGCAUUUGUAUAUAACAUUCAUGUGGGUAAUGGCCAGCAGGUUCUGUUAGGAGCCAGCUGUUGGAAGGAGCUAUGCCCCGUUCAUGCAAACAGAACAGUGCUGUAAAAUGGGAAGAAGGGUGGGGCAGGGGGAACAGAGGAUUUGGAGUCAAAAGAGUUGGGUUUUGUUCAUCCUUAACCUCUGUCCUGGGCCAAGUCUCAGGUAGCUGAGUGUCUCUGAACCUUGAUUUUACAUUUGUAAAAUGGAAGAUCCUGCCUGUCUCAUGGGAUGUGUGUGAGAAUAAAUAAUAAAUGUUGAGUGCUUUGCAAAUGCAGUAGACAAGAGCAAACAUUAAGUGUUAGUUGAGAGAUGAUGGAGUGGCAGACCCAGCAGCAGACCAGACUGGGAAGAAACCUAGAAGUGGGUCAUUUGGUCCUGCCAGAGGGUAACUGCACGACUGGGGCAGGAGUGUCCUCCAAGCAGGCACGGCACACCUGCAAGACAGGACUCACUACCCAGAGGUCUUGGGGCUCUCAUAUCAGAUGUCUCUGGACUGCAUGUUCCCGGGCCAAUUUUUUGCCUAGAGAGUAGGUUCUCAAACCCUGGCUCCAUGUACGGAAUCACCUGGAGAGCUUUUUAAAAAUGUUGUUACCCAGGCCUCUGACCAUGUGCCCCAGGUGGCUCUCAUGUGUAGCCUGGGUCGACAGCCACUGGGUGGAAGUCUCACUAUACUGGAAGUUGAGAGCCGGGAUUCUCACCAGCCUUGGCAUGAAAGAGCUUCUGUUCUGAUGCAUGGUCGGCUCCAUAGUACCAGCAGAGGGCACACAGAGCAAAUGCAUUAUCCUUUCCUUUAUUCCUGAGCUAAAAUCAUAGAUCUCCAUGUGAGAAUGGGAAUCGGGUUAGGGUGUUUACCACACUUGUAGGGCAGCACCUGGGAGCUGUGCAAAAAAAAUCCCAAAUCAACAAAGAGAGCAAAACUACCCUGUGUUGAACCCCUACAGGUUCUGGUAGAAACUGGGCAUGUGUGUUUUAUGGUAAUUCCAAGGUACCCCAAGUUUUGAAAAUCAUUUUGUGGGGUUCACCCUUCUCUAAAACCGAGCAGCAGCUCUUCAGAAAAUGGAAGUGGCCUUUAGAUUCAGGUGGUGGACACGCUGGUGAUUACCCUCUUUGACAAUUCAAACAUAGUAACCUAAUAGAAAUGCCCAAGCAUCCACAUGAGAAUAUUCACUGAAUGUUUCUAACGGCAAAACAAACAAAACAAUACCACCAUCAAAACUGGAAGUAAGCUAAGUCUCCGGAAUAGGCAACACAGUUCAAUAAAUGUUGGUAAAGUGUAACUGAAAAAUAAAAUGUUGGUAGAUCCAUAUUAUGGGGUUACAUGACCCUUAACCAGAGUUAGACUGAUAUAAUCUGCUGAUGUCGAAAGGUAACCAUGGGGUAAUGUUAUGUGGAACAAACAAGUCACACAACAAUAUCGUCUUGUGCGAUCUUGUGUUUUAAAAAUGCAACAUUCCAAAUUGUGAACAGUAAUUACCUCUGGGAAGAGGUUUCAGGGUUGAAGGUGGUAGAUGAAGGGAAGGCUCCCAGUUCAACUUUGUAACCCAGUAUUUAAAAUUUUCAUGAGUUUGUCAUGUGUCUUAACAUGGAAAAUGCUGUGAUAAACA